GAAAGACACUUGCCCUGCCACUCUGUAAACAGGAGAGGCAGGCUUGCCUGAUAAGAUUACACCAGCGACGGAGGAGGAGGUAUAUUUGAAGACCUCACUUUUAAUACAAAACAUACCAUCGGAGAUGAGCAGCCUUUUGAAAGGGUUAAAUGGAGCGACUAUAGGGUUCCGGUGCUUUCCGUGGCACAAUAGUGUCGCGCGGUCUGGGAUAGGCUAUGGAAUUACUUUUAUGCCGUAAGGGAGACGACAAAUACUGUACCUUGUUGGAUUGACAACACUGUUGGGCAGGUAGCCUAAAUCAAUUGCAUAUCUAGGCUACAUUCAGUUGAACAUGUUUAGACGUGUAGUUGCGAACACCGUUGUCUGUGGCCACUGGCCAGUCUGUCAUUUCCGCGACAGUUCAGUAAGCAGUUUCUAAUGUAGCCCAGCCUACAGUUUUUGUAAGGAAGUAGCACAUAUGAUUCGUUUUCAGCAAACUACACGAAUACUGGAGACUGAUCACUUUCCAGGCUCCCUGGCUGUCCGUCAUGAAGAAGCGAGCCAAUAAGGCGUUGGAGCAGGAUGAGCCUCUGUGCUGCUGUGAGUAUGUGGACCGUCAGGGGGAGCGGAGCCAUGUGGCAGCCUGCUGCUGUGACUGUGAGGACCUGGACGAUGCCUGUGACAGAUGGUUGAAAAAAGAGCCCCAGAAGGCCAACUCACUGUCCCAUCUGGUUACUGUGAUGACCGACCGCCUCCGUGUUCCCUGGUUCUGGGGUGGAGCCCGGCGUGUCGACCUAUCGGUGCUCCCCCCGCUGCUCCUACUUCCUGUCCUCCUACACGUCGCAGCCCUUCACUUCCUGUUGGGUAUAGUUGUUCUGACUGCUCUACCGGUCCUGGUUCUAUGGUACUACUAUGUCACCCACCGCAAGAAGGGCCGGACCCUGUUCUUUCUCAGCCUGGCCCUGUUCUCCCUGGGCUACAUGUACUACCUCUUCCUCACCGAGAUCUUCCCCAGGGGGGGUGUAGAGCUGACCCAGUUGGGCACAGUGACCUUGGGGGUGGCCCUGACUCUGGCCGCCCUUGUCCACACCAAGAGAGAACCUCGCUACGUAUGGCCACACCCGGCUUACGUCCACAGCACAGUGACCUAUCACAGCCCUCCACCGGACAGAGACCCCGGCCACAAUGGGGUCGGGCAGGAAGUAAUGCUUGCCAAUCGGGGUAGUGGGUCGGAGCAGCAGGGCCAGGGGGUGGAGCAGAUGAAUAGUGAGCAGAGCAGGAACUGGUGCUCUGUGUGCAGGGUUUUGCGGCCCCCCAGGGCGGGACACUGCAGGAUCUGUGACAUCUGUGUCCUGAGGCUGGACCACCACUGUGUCUGGAUAAACAGCUGUGUGGGCCAGUCCAAUCACCGCAGCUUCCUGUUGACACUCCUCCUCUUCCUGUUGACCUCUCUGUAUGGGAUCAGUCUGGUGCUGCGCAGCGUGUGUCCUCAACAGAACCUUGUCACCGCUCUGGUCUACUGCCCUGGCGUCUACAACCAGCACAGCUCAGCGCUGUGUUUCACCUGUGCGUGGUAUAGCUGCAUAGUGACUAGUGGACUACUACACCUGCUGGUCCUGCAGCUCAUCAAUGUCAGCUACAAUGUGACGGAGCGAGAGGCGCGCACCGCUCUCCGAGACAAGACUGCCCACAGUCUCUACUGGGGCCUUGUCGUUGACACAGGAGUCUACUCACAUGGUUUCCGUGGCAACUGGGCAGAGUUCCUGACCAUGGGAGAAGGCCCGGACACCCCCUGGCCCAGCCUCACUGACCUUGUGUAGCUGACCAUUGGAGAAGGCCCGGACACCCCCUGGCCCAGCCUCACUGACCUGGUGUAGCUGACCAUUGGAGAAGGCCCGGACACCCCCUGGCCCAGCCUCACUGACCUUGUGUAGCUGACCAUUGGAGAAGGCCCGGACACCCCCUGGCCCAGCCUCACUGACCUGGGGUGCGUUCAACAAGGAAAAUAGUUUGCGAACAUUGGCUAAUGUUAGCUAACAUAUUCCAUUUGUUUUGUGUUAGCCACGACCAUUCGCUAACGUUAGCUAACAGUCAGAAGGUAGUGUGCGGUGAACGUAAGUAUCGGUUUCAGGUCUUAACUGCCGCUACAAAAUCAAGUGGCCAUGUAGACUUUCUACUAUAUUUAGUAGGAGUGGCUAAGUCAUUUUCAGUUUGAAUACUGUCGCUAAAAAGCCACAGAAAAUCAUUACAAAAAGUUUCACUGUAACAUUUUGGAAUAUUUAUUCAACUCAAAUUGUUACUCUGGCAACAUGUUCACCGCAAACAGAAGCUCUGUUGAACUCUCCUCUGGUGUAGCUGAGCUGCUCAACAGCAUAAUGGCAUCGUUACAUGCUGACCAGACCGCUCGUGCGCAUGUUGAUUUUGUCCACCCACACCAGAUGCGAUCAGGACACGGAGGUUGAAAUAUCAAGUAAUCGCUCCUCCAGUUUUCAACUCUGGACUUUAUAUGGUGGUUGGCAAACAACUUCAAGGUGCGUUACCACUACCGCUGAAUCUCAGUUCAUCUUUCAAUCACCCAGUGGGUAUAUGCUCCUAAAAACCAAUGGAACCAAGUUCUAUUUUAGCGCCUGGCUACGCGUACGCUCGUGAGCAUUGUGGGUGCGAUGAUUGAAUAACAUGUAUGUGUACAUUGAUUUUGCGACGCGAGCGGUGUGGUCAGCAUGUUAGAAGUCAUUGAUCAAUUGGACGAUCCAGGUAGAAGUUGCCUACAGAUCUAGAGUCAUCUUUUACCCUCAUACAAUCUGACUUUAACCGUUAGGGGGAAGUACAUAAAACUGACCGUAGAUCAGUCUGGGGGGGAGGCAACUUCACCCUACUCUGUGAUAUAGAGGCGUCACUACAGACCCUGGUUCGAUCCCGGGCUGUAUCACAACCGGCCAUGAUCGAGAGUCCCAUAGGGCGGCGCACAAUUGUCCCACUGUUGUAAAUAAGAAUUUGUUCUUAACUGACUUGCUUGGUUAAAUAAAUGAAAAUAAAUAUGGACAAGAGUUGGAGGAUGUGGCUGCUGUAUUAUCUUUCACCACCAGAUGGCAGCAUAUCUCCACACCUCAGACUGUAAAGACAUCUCCCUCUCUCCUGUUAAUCAGUCUUCUACCUUGUCUGUCUGUAUGUCCCCUCCCUAUCUAUUAUGUCUUUCUGUUCUCCCCAGUCGGUCCUUCUGUCCUCUCCUUCCCUAUUCUGUCUGGGACUGGGAGGGAGGCCGAGCCAGUCUGAAAUCACAAGUCUUUGUUAAGGUGUCACAGUGAUCGGUUCUGUUGUGAAGUAGCGCCCCCCACAAUACCGUCCCUGAGCUGAACCAUAGGCUACAAUAACACACAACCACUUCUGUUAACUUUACUGACUGACAGCCUCAAUCAAAUCUCACCAUCUCUACCCCUCUCUCUCUCUCCCUGACCUUUUCUCCCAUUCUAGUGCUGCAAUUGCUCCGUGCACCUUUCAUCCAUCUCUAUCGAUCUGUCUCACGCUUCCUCUCUCUCUUCAUUUUCCUCGCGCAAUCUCUUUCCAGGGUCCUUCUACCAUUCUCUCGCUCUCUCCUUCCUCAGUUGAAGUGCCUUUGAUGGGAGAGGUGACCAAACCACAUGACCAAAAUAAAACGAAGCCCUAGAUGUUCCUUUCAACACUGAUUAACACUCCUCAAGAAAGGAACAGCUGUUGUCACUAUAUCUUAUUUUUAUGUGCAACAGUUGCUGUGAGCUUCAGAAGAAAACAGGUUAUGGGUAUUUAUCAAACCGCAUCGUGUUGAUACAUCUCUGUAGAUGAAGUGUUGUUGCAUUAAACAUCACAUUUACAUUUUAGUCAUUUGCUUACAGAAGCAAUUAGGAUAAAGUGCCUUACUCAAGGGAACAUGGAUUUUUCACCUAGUCAGCACAGGGAUUCAAACCAGCAACCUUUAAGUUACUGGCCCAAAGACCUUUUCCAUGUUCUGGCUCAGCUGAAAGCACCAUGCUCUACCAACUGAGCUACACAGGACUUAAGAGAAUAAAACAACAAAAGCACAGAGUUGUGGGAGAACAACUUCGACAGACUACCCACAGUGAGAAUCGUUUAUGGUGAUAUGAAUAACAUAAUGCUUUUUAUUUUGUAUGGCUUCAAGCUCUUGUCAAACUGCAUCAAACUGUGACUUCAAAAAUAUUAAAUAACCUGAAUUUUAACUGCAA
Messenger RNA from Oncorhynchus mykiss (rainbow trout), 4196 nucleotides. Its product is annotated as palmitoyltransferase ZDHHC23-B. Gene Ontology annotation, molecular function: protein-cysteine S-palmitoyltransferase activity. NCBI's taxonomy places the organism in Eukaryota, Metazoa, Chordata, Actinopteri, Salmoniformes, Salmonidae. Gene Ontology annotation, biological process: peptidyl-L-cysteine S-palmitoylation; protein targeting to membrane. The record is from RefSeq and is a predicted model, not a curated record. Gene Ontology annotation, cellular component: Golgi apparatus; endoplasmic reticulum.